AUGGAGGCGCGGGCGGAGAAGGGCGAGGAGGGCGCCGGGGCGCGGAUCACGGCGCAGCUGCUGAAGGCCAGCACCGGGCAGUUCGCGCUGGACUCCAUCCUGCUGCUGAGGCUGCGCGGCCGCGGCAUCGCCGACCUGGGCUGCCUGGGUGACUGCGCCCACCUGGAGUGGCUGGACCUCUCCGGCAACGCCAUCUCGCAGCUGGGCCCGCUGGCCGGCCUCAAGCAGCUGGCCGUGCUCAACCUCUCCCGCAACCGCGUCUCCAGCCUGGAGCCACUGGGCUCCUGCGAGAGCCUCCAGAGCCUCAACCUGGCGGGCAACCUGGUGAGCAGCCUGCAGCAGCUGCGCUGCCUGGCCGGCCUGCGGCGCCUGGAGAGCCUGCGGCUGCGCGACGCCCUGGGCCAGCUCAGCAACCCCGUCUGCGCCGCCGCCGCCGCCUACCGCGCCGCGCUGGCCGAGGCGCUGCCCGGCCUCAAGGCCAUCGACGGCGAGCGGGUGUCGGGCCGCGGCAGCGAGCUCUUCCAGCUCUGCCGGGACCUCGACAGCUCGCUGGGGCACGGCCCCGGUCCCGCGCCGCCCCGCGCCGCCCAGCCCUGGGUGCAGGCGAGUUUCUGGGAGCCGCCGCCGCCCCGGCGCAGCUCCGUCGUAGAGGAGGCGUACAAGCAGUUCGGCGAGGCGCUGCAGGAGUGCCGGGAGCUGAGCCGGCGCGCCGACGACACCAUCGCCCAGGCGGAGCGGGCGCUGAGCGUCCGCGGCGACCCCAGCUCCUACGUCUUCUGAGCGGGGAAGAGACCCGGUCCCGGAGCCCCGCACGCCACCGUCCCGCCCCGUCCGCCCCCAGCCGGGGUCCCCGAGGAGCCACGAAGCCGGCCUCGCCUCCGGGCUGCUGCGGUGCCCGAGCCCCACUCCGCUCUGGAG
Cygnus atratus (black swan) is the source of this 918-nucleotide messenger RNA. It is a transcript of the gene LRRC61, whose product is annotated as leucine rich repeat containing 61. The transcript has a single exon. The record is from RefSeq and is a predicted model, not a curated record. Lineage: Eukaryota; Metazoa; Chordata; Aves; Anseriformes; Anatidae. The coding region runs from base 1 to 780 and encodes 259 amino acids. Gene Ontology annotation, cellular component: cytoplasm. Gene Ontology annotation, molecular function: protein binding. Gene Ontology annotation, biological process: outer dynein arm assembly.